AUGGAGAACCCGGUAAUUGUUAUUAGGGUGUCCAAUCGACCGGAUUGGACAACGUCUGACAACUCGGUCGGAGUAGACACCCUGCUUAUUAUUUGGAAUUCAAAGAAGUUUCAGUCUCCCCGCUCUAUCGCUGCAGCUGUUAGCGACAAUCAGAUUCUAAACAGGAAGGCUUUUUCGUGUGUCGAAAUAAUUAACGUCGUUGACUUUUUAAAAGUCAUGAACCAGUCCAAAGAUUACAUUCAGCGUGUUUCUAUUACGUGGCCGCACAAGUAUGUUGCAAAGCACCUCCUACUUUGGCCCUCUCAAAAUGAAUUGUGUUGCGCCCCGAAGAGAGGCAGUUUAACAGGAUGGUUUGUUAACAUAUUACUCCCCACAUCGCCUUCAAUGCUGCAUCUUCAUCAUGACAUCAUGACAUUGACAAGCGCUACCAACAGCCAAGCUGAUAUCACGGCAGCGUCACCGCCGACUUGUACCGCCAGAGCCCAAUUCCAAUCAGCACCAUUUGAGCUUAAGUCCAUACCCAGAGAGACUCCAGUUAGCCGCCUCAGUUAUGAGCCGGAAGCUGUAGCAAAUACAUGCUUGGCUGAAUGCCGACAGGGCCGCUUACUCGUAGCAGUUGUCAAUAUAGUAAAGAUUGUAGAAUUGAAUGCGUCGAGUGGGAGUGAAUUAAGGCUUCUCGGGCCAGCGUCGUUAAUACAUAAGAGAAAAGAAGAAGGCAUGUACAUACCAGGAUGCCGGGAGGCCUGCCUUAAUGUGAGUUUUGAAGACAAUAGCCCCAGAAGGAGAAUGAAACAUACUAUCGCACGCAGUCAAUUAGGUGGUGAGAGGCGACAUGGGCAGAUUGAGCUGAGGUGUAAGUUUCACGUACAACACAUACAUCAUGAUGUUACAUCUCGGUCUACUGGAGCCGUAUACUUCCAGUGUCACUUUCUUUCUUUCAAUCUGAGGACAGCAGGAGUUGCGGGCUCCAGCGUAGUUUUCAAUUUAAUAUGUGUCACUAAUCAAUGUUGGCGCGUAACUAUUGGCAAUUAUUAG
This is a messenger RNA of Lindgomyces ingoldianus, 1035 nucleotides long. RefSeq lists its product as uncharacterized. Bases 1 to 1035 code for a protein of 344 amino acids. The record is from RefSeq and is a predicted model, not a curated record. Lineage: Eukaryota; Fungi; Ascomycota; Dothideomycetes; Pleosporales; Lindgomycetaceae. The transcript has 12 exons.